AUGGCAUCCAAGGCACAUAUACUUGAUACUCGGGCGGAACUCGAUGAGCUUGUUCGAAGAAGAGCUGAAAUUGCGGAUACUCUUCAUAAUCUAGAACGUCAAAUCUAUGCCUUUGAGGGCAGCUAUUUAGAAGACACACAGCUCUAUGGAAAUAUUAUCAAGGGAUGGGACCGAUAUCUUACCAACACAAACAAGGCAGACAAACGUAACCGAAAAUUUAGAGAUGCAGACCGCCUGUUCUCAAAAUCCUCAGUGACAUCAGCAGCUGCUGUCCAGGGUAUUGCUGAUUUAGAAAAAAAAGAACCACCAAGUCCGGAGCCUAAUAUUACAACACCGGCAACUCAUACCAAUGGUGUCAGCUCCCCUGCAGACAGUACAGCCAGCAGUGGCAACCAUAUACCAUUAAAUACAAGCUUUUCUGGGAAAGUGGUUAAAUCUGCCAGCUUAAAACAUAAAAAGACAGCAAAGAGUAAAGCGAGGGGAAG
Messenger RNA from Candidula unifasciata, 485 nucleotides. NCBI's taxonomy places the organism in Eukaryota, Metazoa, Mollusca, Gastropoda, Stylommatophora, Geomitridae. The record is from the annotation of a GenBank genome assembly.